Molecule: messenger RNA, 171 nt
Organism: Racocetra fulgida
Lineage: Eukaryota; Fungi; Glomeromycota; Glomeromycetes; Diversisporales; Gigasporaceae
Source: the annotation of a GenBank genome assembly
AUGGAAAACGAAAAUAUUACAAAUAUUAAAACUGAAUACCUGAAGAACCGUUCUGAAGAUCAAUUCUUUUGGAAAGAUUCUUACUACAAAACUUGCAAAGUAUGCAAAGAAGAUCGUGAUCAAAGGAAAAAAAAAAAGCCAACUACAGUCCCCAGUUCAACUACUGAUUUG